Molecule: messenger RNA, 450 nt
Organism: Tripterygium wilfordii
Lineage: Eukaryota; Viridiplantae; Streptophyta; Magnoliopsida; Celastrales; Celastraceae
Product: interactor of constitutive active ROPs 3-like
Exons: 1
Coding region: 28-396 (122 amino acids)
Source: RefSeq, a predicted model, not a curated record
CGGCCCUCACAAAACUUGGGUGUUGCAAUGGAAGAGGCAGAUAAGAGUAACAGAAAGGCCGCAAGGGUGUUUGAGCAGCUUGAAGCAGCACAAGCAACAAACUCUGAAAUGGAAGCGGAGUUGAGAAGGCUAAAGGUGCAAUCUGACCAGUGGAGGAAGGCGGCAGAGGCUGCUGCUGCCAUGCUUUCGGCAGGUAACGACGGCAAGUUUAUGGAUAGAAUCGGGUCAUUGGAGAGCAAUUAUAAUCCCAUUUUCGGAGAGGUAAGCUCUCACUAUGAUGAAGACAUGGAUGAUGAUUUGCUGAAGAAGAAAAAUGGGAACAUGCUAAGGAAGAUUGGAGUAUUGUGGAAGAAGCCGCAAAAGUUGAAGCACCUUAAGGCGCUUAAACUAGGUUAAUAUUUGUUUAAAUCACAUAACUUUUCUAUAAUACAUUUUCUCCAUGUUUUGGCA